AUCUCCCACAUCAAGACUUCACGAAGCCUCCACAUCAUGUGCCACAUCCCGGUCUUCUGCUGGAUCACUGCUACAGUUCUGGAGGAUGUGUUGGAAACCAGAGAGGGAGGAGGGCUGCCUAAGACCCUGACUGAGAUGUACAUCCACUUCCUGGUGGUUCAGUCCAAACUGAAGAAUGUUAAGUAUGAUGGAAGAGCUGAGACAGAUCCACACUGGAGUAAAAAGAACAGGAAGAUGAUUAAGUCUCUGGGAAAACUGGCUUUUGAGCAGCUGCAGAAAGGAAACCUGAUCUUCUAUGAAUCAGACCUGACAGAGUGUGGCAUCAAUAUCAGAGCGGCCUCAGUGUACUCAGGAGUGUUCACACAGGUCUUUAAAGAGGAGAGAGGACUGUACCAGGACAAGGUGUUCUGCUUCGUCCAUCUGAGUCUUCAGGAGUUUCUGGCUGCUCUUCAUGUCCAUCUGACCUUCAUCAACUCUGGAGUCAAUCUGCUGUCAGAAGAACAAUCAACCUCCAACUGUUCUAAACUGUUCAGAGACAAAGCUGAUCCAACACAGCUCUACCAGAGGGCUGUGGACAAGGCCUUACAGAGUCCAAAUGGACACCUGGACUUGUUCCUCCGCUUCCUCCUGGGUCUUUCACUGCAGACCAAUCAGUCUCUCCUACGAGGUCUGCUGACACAGACAGGAAGUGGCUCACAGACCAAUCAGCAAACAGUCCAGUACAUCAAGAAGAAGAUUGAAGAGACUCCCUCUGCAGAGCACAGCAUCAACCUGUUCCACUGUCUGAAUGAACUGAAUGAUCGUUCUCUAGUGGAGCAGAUCCAGCAGUCCCUGAGUUCAGGACGUCUCUCCACAGAUGAACUGUCUCCUGCUCAAUGGUCAGCUCUGGUCUUCAUCUUACUGUCAUCAGAAAAAGAUCUGGACGUGUUUGACCUGAAGAAAUACUCUGCUUCAGAGGAGGCUCUUCUGAAGCUGCUGCCAGUUGUCAAAGCCUCUAACAAAGCUCUACUGAGCAGCUGUAACCUCUCAGAGAAAAGCUGUGAAGCUCUGUCCUCACUUCUCAGCUCCCAGUCCUCUAGUCUGAGAGAGCUGGACUUGAAUAACAACAAGCUGCAGGAUUCAGGGGUGAAGCUUCUGUCUGCUGGACUGAAGAGUCCACACUGUACCCUGGAGACUCUCAGACUGAGCAGCUGUAACCUCUCAGAGAGAAGCUGUGAAGGUCUGUCCUCAGUUCUCAGCUCCCAGUCCUCUAGUCUGAGACACCUGGACCUGAGUAACAAUGACCUGCAGGAUUCAGGGGUGAAGCUUCUGUCUGCUGGACUGAAGAGUCCACACUGUACCCUGGAGACUCUCAGACUGAGCAGCUGUAACCUCUCAGAGAGAAGCUGUGAAGCUCUGUCCUCAGUUCUCAGCUCCCAGUCCUCUAGUCUGAGAGACCUGGACCUGAGUAACAAUGACCUGCAGGAUUCAGGGGUGAAGCUUCUGUCUGCUGGACUGAAGAGUCCACACUGUACCCUGGAGACUCUCAGACUGAGCAGCUGUAACCUCUCAGAGAGAAGCUGUGAAGCUCUGUCCUCAGUUCUCAGCUCCCAGUCCUCUAGUCUGAGACACCUGGACCUGAGUAACAAUGACCUGCAGGAUUCAGGGGUGAAGCUUCUGUCUGCUGGACUGAAGAGUCCACACUGUACCCUGGAGACUCUCAGGUUGUCAGGAUGUCUGAUCACAAAGGAAGGCUUUGCUUCUCUGGCCUCAGCUCUGAGCUCCAACCCUUCCCACCUGAGAGAGCUGGACCUGAGCUACAAUCAUCCAGGAAACUCAGGAGUGAAGCUGCUGUCUGCUGGACUGGAGGAUCCACAAUGGAGACUGGAUACCCUCAGGGUGGAGCCUGGUGCAGUCCGAUGCUUGAGACCAGGUCUGAGGAAGUAUUUCUGUGAACUCACCAUCGACACAAACACAGUAAACAGAAAGAUCGAACUGUCUGACAACAACAGGAAGGUGACACAUAUGGAGGAGGAUCAGUCAUAUCCUGAUCAUCCAGACAGAUUUGACCAGUGUCCUCAGCUGCUGUGUAGUAAUGGUCUGACUGGUCGUUGUUACUGGGAGGUCGAGUGGAGUGGAAGGGUUGAUAUAUCAGUGAGUUAUAGAGGAAUCAGAAGGAAAGGAGACACAGGAAACUGUUUGUUUGGAUGGGACGAUCAGUCCUGGAGUCUGUUCUGCUCUGAUGAUGGUUACUCUUUUUGUCACAAUAAGAGAGUGACAUCUGUCUCCUCCUCCUCUUCAUCAUCUUUCUCUGUCUCUCACAGGGUAGCAGUGUAUGUGGACUGUCCUGCUGGCUCUCUGUCCUUCUACAGAGUCUCCUCUGACUCACUGAUCCACCUCUACACCUUCAACACCACAUUCAAUGAACCUCUGUAUCCUGGGUUUGGGUUUGAGCUCUGGUCGUCUGAUUCCUCAGUGUCUUUGUGUAGAGUGUAGCAGAGAGAGUCUCCUCCUGUUAGAGAAACUCUCUCACUGUUGAACAGAUAGUUCAGUCUGUACAUGUCUGUCUCUUUCACUCACACACACCUUUUCAGAUUCAUGUAUUAA
Molecule: messenger RNA, 2586 nt
Organism: Toxotes jaculatrix (banded archerfish)
Lineage: Eukaryota; Metazoa; Chordata; Actinopteri; Toxotidae
Product: NACHT, LRR and PYD domains-containing protein 12-like
Exons: 8
Molecular function (GO): protein binding
Source: RefSeq, a predicted model, not a curated record